Messenger RNA from Gymnodraco acuticeps, 1116 nucleotides. RefSeq names its product double zinc ribbon and ankyrin repeat domains 1 (gene dzank1). The record is from RefSeq and is a predicted model, not a curated record. NCBI's taxonomy places the organism in Eukaryota, Metazoa, Chordata, Actinopteri, Perciformes, Bathydraconidae. Gene Ontology annotation, biological process: eye photoreceptor cell development.
UUAGUGGAGAAACCCCCCAGUUAGUGGAGAAUCCCCCAGUUAGUGGGGGGCUAAAAGGCACUGAGGGUCUCCAUCUGGCCCCUCUGAAUACCUGUUACACUAUAAUAGAGAUUCUCUGCAGUGACGGCAGACGCAGCUCCACGGUGACGAAGGUCUUUAUCGUUGAUCCGCCCGAUCCCAACAGGAAGUCGAGCGAGGAGGACUUCCUGCUGAGCGACCUGCAGCGCCCGUCCCAAGGAGCCUCUGCUGGUUCUCCACUGAGGCCUCCAGAGCCGAGGAUGAUGGGAAGCUCUCCUCUCGCAGGUCCUCGGUUUCUGAUUGGUCGGCUGGGCUCUCCGAACAGACAGCAGAAGACCGGACCCCCCCCCACGCCCCCCAGCAGAGAGCCAGGUGGGUUGAGCAGCACGGAGACGUCCAGAAUCCAGAGAGAGACUGACUUCCUGCGGUGUGCUCAGUGUCUCACUCUCCGUCCCUCCGACCCGUUCUCUCGGUUCUGUGCUCAGUGUGGAGCAGCACUUCCUGGUUUACCUGCACAGAGACCGCCCCCUGCUGAGGGAGGACAGGUGGUGUCCUGUGUGUCCUGUGGUUCUCUGGUUCCUGUGAACACUCGGAGCUGUUUGAUCUGUGAAACCUCCGUCACACAGCAGCCUCAGGCCAGCAUCAAACUGCAGGAUCAUGUGAUGUGUGUCAGCUGUGGUUGUGGGAACCCAGCUCAGGCCUCCAGAUGUCUGACCUGUGAGAGCCGCCUGCAGCCGGUAACACACUCUACUGUCUCUACAGUGUGUCUGAAUCAGGAAUCAUCUAUCCGUCCGACGGUGUGUGUGGGCAGCAGCGCCCCCUCUGGCAGGAUGUUGAGCUGCUCUCGGUGUAAACGUUUGAACCAUUCUGACGCCAGAUUCUGCGACUGGUGCGGCUCCAAGGGUCAUGCAGUCAGUUGUGUGUGGUGUUGGCGCUGUGGAGCGAGUGCCCCCCCGAACGCCUCCUACUGCCCCGCCUGCAGCACCUUCCUUCAGGCUCCGCCCCCACGAACAUCCCGCAGUGACAUCACAACACCUGUCGGGGGCGCCAAGGCCAAACAGGUAGCUGCCCCCCCACAUCAUGCUAAUGCACAACACA